AUGAAUAAUAUACUAAAAGAUUAUAGAGUAAGAGAAACAAGUAAAAAAGAUUUGGAAGUAGAAGAUAACAAUAAUGAUGAAAAUAGUGGAUCAGAUCAGGACAUUGAUGAACUGUUGCAAGAAAUAGAAGACGAUAUAGAUAGCCAAUUUUACGAUUCCUAUAGAGAACAAAGAAUUCAAGAAUUUUAUCAAAAGAAAAAAAGAAUAGACGACCAAUUAAGUAAAGGGCAUGGCCAACUAAUGGAAAUAACCUUAGAAAAGCAGUUAAUGGAUUUGCUUGUAGAGGAGCCCAAAUGCAUAGUAAAUUUCUACUUACCCGAUUUUAAAAACUGUAUUAUAAUGAACAACUAUUUAAACCAACUAUCCAAAAGAUAUCUGGAUUAUAGAUUUUUAAAGAUAAGCGUAGGGAAUACACCAUUUUUAAAUAAAAAACUACAAAUUAAAGAGUUACCCUUAGUGAUGACUUAUAGGAACGGCAAACUUGUUAACACUUUGGUAGGGUUUAAUGGUUUGGAGAAAUAUUUUGUUAGUAAUGAUUUUACCGGAAAUAUUAGUCAGAAAAUUCCUUUGGAAGCGUUAGAGAAGAAAUUAGGGCUUUGA
Saccharomycodes ludwigii is the source of this 600-nucleotide messenger RNA. It is a transcript of the gene PLP1, whose product is annotated as Plp1p. The record is from RefSeq and is a predicted model, not a curated record. Gene Ontology annotation, cellular component: cytoplasm. NCBI's taxonomy places the organism in Eukaryota, Fungi, Ascomycota, Saccharomycetes, Saccharomycodales, Saccharomycodaceae. The coding region runs from base 1 to 600 and encodes 199 amino acids. The transcript has a single exon.